UUCAGGGAGCUGCACUUCACACAAAUCUAGGAAGACGGGUCAGAUCAGAGGGCUUCAGGCGGGCUUCAAUGAAAGCCAGCUCCGCCGAGCGGAGAGGCCUUCGACGGGAUGUUUGCGUCCACGCCGCCGUCCCCAGAGCCCCAGCUCUGCCCCCGCCUCUGCCGGCACCCAUGAAGCCCCCGCCGAUGAAGGCCCGAGCAGCCAAAGUGAGGCGGAAAGUGUCCGGAGACACUGAGCAUGUACUGGCGCGCCGGGCUCGCGUUAACAGGCUCCUGUGUGAUUGAUCUUGGCCAGACCCAGAUAGUCCCCUCCGGGUUUCUGGGUUCCGAUGACCAGCUGCCUUUUUCUGGGUGCAUCAUCGCGUACCCUCUGCAUCACCACGGCGGGAUCAUGUCAGCUUUGGGCUCGGAUUCGUGGUGGCGGAAAACCUUGUAUUUGACCGGAGGGGCUCUGCUCGCUGCCGCUGCCUAUCUGCUGCACGAACUGCUGGCAAUCAGAAAAGAAGAGGAGCUGGACUCUAAAGAUGCCAUUAUUCUUCAUCAGUUCUCCAGGCCCAAAUGUGGGGCCCCAUCUCUGUCCCCCUUCUGCCUUAAACUGGAGACCUACCUCCGUAUGGUUGAUCUACCCUACAAGAACUCCUUUGAUGGAAGGCUUUCUCCUCAAGGAAAGAUGCCGUGGAUCGAGUACAAUCACCAACAGGUCUUUGGGACUGAGUUCAUCAUUGACUUCUUGGACGAGAGGCUGGGGGUGAGCCUUAACAAGGGCCUCACGCCUCAGGAGAAGGCUAUGUCUCGUGCCAUCACCAAAAUGCUAGAGGAGCACUUCUACUGGACUAUUGCUUACUGCCAGUGGGUGGACAACUUGGAGGAGACCCAGAAGAUGCUGUCGGUGAGCGGACCGCUGAGUGACCUGCUCACAUGGAUCCUGAGUCACCUGAACAGUGGGAUUGUAAAGAGGGAGAUGUACGGACAUGGCAUUGGACGGUUCUCUGCUGAGGAGGUGUACACACUGAUGGAGAAGGACAUGCGCACACUGGCCACUCUGCUAGGGGAUAAGAAAUACCUCAUGGGCUCCAAACUUUCUACAGUGGACGCGACAGUGUUCAGUCAUUUGGCUCCGGCCAUGUGGACCCUGCCGGGAUCACGACCAGAACAGUUAAUCAAAGGAGAGCUGAUUAACCUGGCAAUGUACUGCGAGCGCAUCCGCCGCAGGUUCUGGCCGGAGUGGUUUGUUGACCUGGAAGACUUCAGCUACGACGACGUCACUGAUCGCAGUGAUUCCAAACUUCCCGAUCUCGGCCUCUACUCCCGCACGGACUCAUCCCGCGACACACUGUCACGCACGCCCCACACCUCGCACACGCCCACACCCCAGGAGCCGCCGUCGCCUGUCAGCGACCCCACAGGUCACUCUCUGUAUGACUCUGACAUGGACACAGAGUGUUCUGAGAUAGAUGCGCUCAAGUGUUGACGAAAGACACACUUUUUGCACACUCCACUGCAAAGGGGGGAGCUGUGUUCUUCUUUUUCUUCUUCCUUGCACCCACCCUUCUGUGAGCAGGAAACAGCUGGGGACUGUGGUUAGUGUUGCCUGAGUUGGCGAGGAUAAAGGAACAUAGAGCCAAGUCAGCAGGAAACGCAUAAAAGCUAAAAAAAAAAGGAUCAAAAUAUAUAGUGUUUGACAGCGUAAAAUAAAAAUGAGGAAAAUCAAAAAAGGAUGCUGCUGCUGAAAAACUCUUCCAUGAGGUUGACACCAUCCAGCCGCAGCCUUUCGUCCUUGUUGCAAUGUUGUUUCCAUGGCAACUGCAUUCCUAUGUGCCCCCUACCAUAGUCCAGCGUGAUAACCUGCACCACCCAGCUUUGUGUGAGUUAUGACUAGAAAAAAAACAACAAUCCACACUCAUGGAGAUGCAUCUCUGUUGUAAAUAUUUCAAGAAUCUGACAGAAUUUUCCGAUUGAAUCAGUAGACUAUUUUAACAUUUUGUGAAUAUAAGCAGUAAAGACCACCUGAAGAACAGAGAAUCCGCUCUUUUAUUAUGAAAUAUUGUAAAUAAUGCAGGUGAUUUAUCUUUAAAGCAUCUUCGGUCUGGGAUGGAGACCACAAAGCCCACUCGGCUGUCCUUGGAUCAAAAUAAUUUGCAGCUGUUUACAGACAGUUAGUGCUUGCUGCCCAUUUUUCAUGCGGAGGGGUUACGCUUCGUGAACCAAGGAAGCGUUUUAGAACCAUGCUUUCAUUUGUGCUUUAGCUUGCCCUAAAGUUGCCCUGCAGUCGAGCCAAGGUACGACAUCUGAGAAGGUAAAAGAGCAGGGCAGGCCUGUAAAAGUCCAUCUUUACCAUACAAUUUUAGUUGUUCUCUUAGUGUUUUUUUUUGUUUGUUUUGGUCAGUGUCUGUGACCAAAGCAGCGACACAAGUGCAAAUACAAGAUCUUGAAAAAGAACUUUUUAGUUUUUAAAUAAAUGUGUUGCUUCAGAAAUCAGCAGGAGAGAAAAUCUGCAGGGAUUCAUUUGAUGUCAGACUAAUACAACAGAUUAUGUGAGGGUCGGGGUUAAAUGUUCAUGUGUGUUUGUCAUGCAGCAGAUGCACAUACAGCAGUAUAGCUGGGCCAUGCUGAGGCAUUUUAAGGUGCUUCUUGCGUUUGCUUCUUUCCGUGCCACAUUUGGGGCUCAAGCUUGGAGGCUGGAGGUGAACUUAAAUGACAUGCAUGCGUCUUUUACCGUCAUUACUGCUCAAUGAUACUGAUACAAAUCAGGGGGGAAAAAGAAAAAAAGUCACUUCUGUGGAAGAAAAUUCUCACAUAGGAGAAAAAGAUGAAGUGAUCUAAGCUUGUGGGAUGAAGAAAUUGAUGUUUCCUUCGUCAGUGAACGAUCCAUAAAACAUAGUAUAGAGAUAUUCCAAAGCAAAUUUAUAAAUUACGUUAAAACCCCCAAAUACUAAUUUAGGUUCCUUUUGAAAACAAAAAAAUCUGUUUUCUGAACAGGCAUUUGGAAUGUCCCAGAGAUGAUAUAUAGUGACAUUUUUUCUUAUAACCAUAUAGCUAUAAUAAAAAUGAUUUAUGGUAGAUUUUUAAUGUUAUUUUUUUAUAGGUAAACUGGUGUUUAUUUAUUGUAUGAUAAUGUAGAAAUGAAAUUGAAAGCAUUCUGUUGUUUUUUCUCUGAACAAUCAGCAUGUGUGUGUGCUAAAAAACUUUAUUCAAUGUCUUAAAUUCCUCACUUCAUUUCUGUUGCCUUCUUCAAACAAAAGUCAGAUUUGUUGGAAAUGAAGUUACAUUACAGGAGUGCCAGUAUUUGAUUUUCUGUUGGUUUUUUUGUAUAAUUGUAUGAUGUUUAUGUUUUUUUAGCUACAAGGUGGAUUUUUUAUUUCGCUUUUUUCUUGUUUUGGAGGAAAAAAAUACUGUCAGACUAAAUGUACUGAUGUGUGUUUUGGUGCAAUAUUUAACCAUCUUCUCUAAAUCCAUAUUACAUUUACUGACAAAAUUCUUGCUGCUUUUUUUAUUUUUUCUUACUUUAUGCUCAAAACGUUUACUUUACUGGUUGAAGUUUGAAGAAACCUUUCUCAGAGUUACUUCCUGUUCAGUUUAGGCUGAGAAGCUGAACUGACUGAUCCCAGAUCAGCAGGGUGAGAUGUGAUCAGUGUCUCCUCACCUGUCGCAGGAGAAUCUGUCACCGGUAUCCAUGACCUCCUCUGUUUGUCCUCGUGCUUCAGAGCCUUUAAAAGGUCACCAUCAGGGUUUGCUUUUCCCGCCAGCAUUUCUGCUUGUAGAAGCCAUACUGCGUUGUCUCCUCGUGUUGUGUGGGAUAAGAUGUGGAAUUUCUUCAAAAUUGUAAAUAGGAGAGCCAGGAAAAAUAAAUAUACACAAGAAUAUAUAAAAUAUUGUGCAGAAUAAAGCUCUCUGUGAGGUUGGAAUCAAAGAUUCUCAUGAAUGUAUCACAAGUAGAGACAGAAGGCUGUACAGAAAAGAUUCAACUGAAAUAUUUCAAUAAAGCUGUGAUCCUUUCA
This is a messenger RNA of Oryzias latipes (Japanese medaka), 3997 nucleotides long. RefSeq names its product failed axon connections homolog, metaxin like GST domain containing a (gene faxca). The record is from RefSeq and is a predicted model, not a curated record. Gene Ontology annotation, cellular component: cytoplasm. NCBI's taxonomy places the organism in Eukaryota, Metazoa, Chordata, Actinopteri, Beloniformes, Adrianichthyidae.